Messenger RNA from Dendronephthya gigantea, 2011 nucleotides. Its product is annotated as integrator complex subunit 11-like. The record is from RefSeq and is a predicted model, not a curated record. Gene Ontology annotation, cellular component: nucleus. The transcript has 26 exons. Lineage: Eukaryota; Metazoa; Cnidaria; Anthozoa; Malacalcyonacea; Nephtheidae. Gene Ontology annotation, biological process: snRNA processing. The coding region runs from base 125 to 1987 and encodes 620 amino acids.
AAUGGCGGAUUAGAAUGAAUAGCGCAUUGGAGUAAUGUCAGUGAUUGAAAUCAGUUCAAAUAAUUGGAAUAGCGUUCCAGUUCUUUUGAUUUAGAAUUUUGGUCGGGAAUUUUAAUUGUCCAGUAUGCCAGAAAUAAAGAUUGUCCCACUUGGUGCUGGACAAGAUGUUGGUCGGAGCUGUAUCUUGGUCACGAUUGGAGGAAAGAAUAUCAUGUUUGAUUGUGGCAUGCAUAUGGGAUACAAUGAUGAGCGUCGUUUUCCCGACUUCAAGUAUAUAACGAAAACUGGUCGGUUGAAUCAACAUCUUGAUUGUGUAAUUAUAACACAUUUUCACCUGGACCAUUGUGGAGCAUUACCAUAUUUCUCAGAGAUGGUUGGUUAUGAUGGUCCCAUCUACAUGACUCAUCCAACUAAGGCUAUUUGCCCUAUACUACUGGAAGAUUAUAGAAAAAUUACCGUGGAGAAGAAAGGAGAAACUAAUUUCUUUACAUCCCAGAUGAUCAAAGACUGUAUGAAGAAAGUGACUGCCGUCAACUUACAUCAGUCUGUUCAGGUUGACGAUGAAUUAGAAAUCAAACCAUAUUAUGCUGGUCAUGUUUUGGGAGCUGCGAUGUAUUUGGUCAAAGUUGGCAAAGAAUCUGUUGUUUAUACCGGUGACUACAACAUGACACCGGACAGACAUCUUGGGGCAGCAUGGAUUGACAGAUGUCGUCCUGAUGUUCUUAUAACAGAAUCAACAUAUGCGACGACAAUACGAGAUUCAAAAAGAGUAAGAGAGCGCGAGUUCUUGAAGAAGGUUCAUGAUACCAUUGACAAAGGUGGCAAGGUUCUCAUUCCUGUGUUUGCUUUGGGAAGAGCGCAAGAACUUUGUAUCCUCCUGGAAACUUAUUGGGAGAGAAUGAACUUGAAAGUUCCAAUUUUUUUCUCGACUGGUCUGACUGAAAAGGCCAUUCAAUAUUAUAAAUUAUUCAUAACAUGGACAAAUCAGAAAAUCCGAAAUACAUUCGUUCAAAGAAACAUGUUUGACUUCAAACAUGUGAAGCCAUUUGAAAGAUCAUUUGCAGACAACCCUGGACCAAUGGUUGUGUUUGCCACAGCAGGAAUGUUGCAUUCUGGACUGUCUUUACAGUUGUUUAAGAAGUGGGCACCUGAUGAAAAGAAUAUGAUCGUGAUACCGGGAUAUUGUGUUGUGGGUACUGUGGGACAUAAAGUUCUUGCGGGGCAGAAGAAGAUAGAAUUGGAUAAAAAGACAACGAUUGAUGUGAAACUCUCAGUACAGCAAAUGUCCUUCAGCGCUCAUGCAGACGCCAAGGGCAUCAUGCAACUAAUACGACAGGCUGAACCUCGUCAUGUAGUCUUAGUUCAUGGUGAAUCGCAAAAGAUGGAUUUUCUACGAGAUAAAGUUAAAGAAGAAUUUGGCAUUGGUUGCUCAAAACCCGCGAAUGGCGAAACCAUCUCCAUAACAACUACACCUCAAGUCAGCGUGGACAUGUCUCUUAGUUUGUUAAAAAGAAGUAUAAAGAAAGAAACUUCACAAGCUUCUAAACGAGCUAAAGUCCUCGACAAACUUCCAGUCAAAGGUGUUUUAGUCAUGAAGGACGCGUCACUGAGAUUACUGGAACAAAACGAAGCAUUCAAAGAACUUGGUUUGGUCGAACAUCAAUUGCGAUUUACAUCAUCGGUAAAUUUAGACACCAGACAGUCCGCAAAUGACGUCAUGGAACAGUUACAGACAUUAUUGCAAGGAUCGUUACCAGACAGAACGGUUCAAAGAAUUGGCGAAGGAGCUCUUGCUGUAGACUCAGUUAUAGUGAAGCUUUCAGCAGCAGUAACUGAAGAAGAUGAAAAUUGUGAUGUUCUUGUUUCCUGGAUGUAUCAGGACGAAGAUCUGGGAAGUAAAGUUUUGAACUUGUUGGAAAGCCAGAAAAGUAAAUUACCUGAGGACGGUGAACUUAUCGAAGCUGAAUCUAUGUCGCCUGAGAUGUAAACUGGCGCGCGUCUGCAUCAUGAU